Messenger RNA from Xenopus tropicalis (tropical clawed frog), 1961 nucleotides. It is a transcript of the gene gpr84, whose product is annotated as G protein-coupled receptor 84. Gene Ontology annotation, cellular component: membrane; plasma membrane. Gene Ontology annotation, biological process: G protein-coupled receptor signaling pathway; signal transduction. NCBI's taxonomy places the organism in Eukaryota, Metazoa, Chordata, Amphibia, Anura, Pipidae. The record is from RefSeq and is marked provisional. Gene Ontology annotation, molecular function: G protein-coupled receptor activity.
AUAUAGAAUUGAGUAAUGGCUAUGAUAUAGGCACACAAGGCAAAUGGUUGGGUGAGCAGGAGGGACCACGGACACCUGGCCCACCGGGAGUUUUCCUGGAAUUCCUGUUGGCCAGUCCGACACGGCACCAGGGUACCUGUAUGGUAGAUUCUGAGUUCACAGGGUAAUCUGUGAGCUGGUACUACUUCCAUCAUGAAUGAGACAGAUUCCAAUUUUUCCUGCUACGACCCCUCCAUUGUGGAGUACCGCUAUUUUGGUGUGACGUGGGGAAUUGUGGUGUCUCUGGUGGGGACUAUUGGAAAUGUGCUGACAGUGCUUGCUUAUGCUCUGGAUAAAAAGCUCCAGACACGGUUUAAUCUGCUGAUCGUCAACCUGUCUUUAGCGGAUAUCCUCUACUGCACAUUCCUGCAACCCUUCUCAGUAGAUUCAUACCUCCACCUGUACUGGAGAAGUGGCACCACCUUCUGCAGAGUCUUUGGAAUGCUGCUGUUUGUCUCCAACUCGGUGUCCAUCCUGAACUUGUGCCUCAUUGCCGUCAGCCGUUAUAUUCUUAUUGCCAACAACAAACUUUUUGAUAAAAUCUUCUGUAGACUUGGAGUAUCACUUAUCCUUCUUGGUACUUGGGUAAUUGGGUUUGCUAGCUUUGCCCCAUUGUGGUAUGUCUUUGUAUUAGUUCCAAAAGUGUGUACCUGCAGCUUCCACCGUAUAAAAGGAAGGCCAUACACAACAAUUUUAAUGGCAUUUUACUUUGUUAUUGGCCUUAGCUGUGUUGGGGUCUUCUACUUCCUUAUUCACCGCAAAGUGAAAUCAGCUGCUCAGGCUCUGGACCAGUAUAAACUUAAAACGAAAAACACAACAAAGGAGAAUGUUUCUGGCAUUAACUCAACAGAUGUGGGAAAAUAUCAAGAUAUGGACAGUGGUGUGGACACAGCAGUCUCCAGUGAGGUCAUUUCGGAACACCUUCCAUCCAACAAGAGUACUUCCCAAAGUGCAGUUACUUCUCACGCCAACGAUAAUGAAAAACUUGAGCGAAGGACAUUGCCUCAACCCAAGGACUCAGGUUCUGAUUUUAAAAAGGUCACUCGAAUGUGUUUUGUGGUCUUUAUUUUCUUUGUUGUCAGCUACAUUCCUUUCUUAUUACUCAAUAUUUUUGAUGCCAAAAACAGUGCACCCCAAAUGCUUCACAUGAUAGCUGCAAACCUUACCUGGCUAAACAGUUGCAUUAAUCCCAUACUUUACGCAGCAAUGAAUCGACAAUUCCGUGAUGCUUACAAGAGGGUUAUCUCUUUGGCUCUUGGCAAAAUAAGGAGGGACUAAAAGAAAGAGACUUUACAAGGCCCUGACUUUCUGUUUUUCAACAGGUUAUUGGGUUGGUUGUAGUUGAGGAUGACUGGCUCAUCUCAACAAUCUUUCAGCUCUACCUCUUCACAAAAGCUUUAACUCAAAGGUCCCCAACCUUUUUUACCCAUGGGCAACAUUUAAAUAUAGAAAAAGUUGCAAUGCAGGUAGCAAUGCAAGCAUGAAAAAAAGUUCCUAGGGGGUGACCAGUAAGGGCUAUAAUUGGUUAUUUGGCUGCCCAGUGUGGACUGGCAGACUACAGGAGGCUCUGUCUGGAAGUACGCAUGGUUUUUAUGCAAGUAAAACCUGCCAAGUCAGAAAUUCAAAAAUAAGCACCUGCUUUGAGACCACUGGGAGCAACAUCCAAGGGGUUGGGGAGCAACAUGCUACUCACGAGCCACUGGUUGGGGAUCACUGCUAAUAUAGUAUUUAUGUAAGUGAUGUCAGCCUUCCUGUGUUCCCUUGGGUGUGAGACACAUGCAAUCACUCUCCCCAAUUUAUUAUGCUAAUGUAAAAAGAUGCUGUAAGAUAAAGACUACUACACCUUUUCUAAGUCUGUAUUAAUUAUACUUUGUAAAUACUGCACUUGUUUUAUAAUAAAUAUUUAUAUUAUUUUAACAUAA